This is a messenger RNA of Micromonas pusilla CCMP1545, 234 nucleotides long. RefSeq lists its product as uncharacterized. The record is from RefSeq and is a predicted model, not a curated record. The annotation marks the transcript as partial. Gene Ontology annotation, molecular function: protein binding; fatty-acyl-CoA binding. NCBI's taxonomy places the organism in Eukaryota, Viridiplantae, Chlorophyta, Mamiellophyceae, Mamiellales, Mamiellaceae. The transcript has a single exon.
CAGUUCGGCAACACUCCUUUCAUUAUUUCUUGCCAGAAUGGCAAUGCUCGAAUAGUAAAGGCCUUGCUUCGACAUGGUGCAAGUUUGGACUCGCAAAACAAACAGGGAUGCACUGGAUUGCACUAUUGCAUUGCAUAUGGUUUUAAUUCCCUUAGUGAUUACCUCAUAGCCAAAGGGGCGAACGACAAACUUCUGAAUAAGUUGGGCUUGAAUCCAUACGAGGGAAUCAAAUGA